AGUUACAGUUCCUCAGUCGGCACUAGUACUACGAUUUUACCCCGUUCAUUCAUCUUGCUCACCGUCUCCCGUGUCGCACCUCUCACCUUUUUCUCCAUGAUGUAGUAAGUACUUACUAACUUUGUUUUUGCGCUACUUGUACAGAAGAAGGUACGACUAGCAUCAAAAGCUGCAAAAGCAUAUUAGCAAACUCGACAGCAUAUAAGCAUAUAUUUAUGCAGCAAAGUCAUCCUCAUCAAAGAAAGUGGAAUGAAGCGGCCGCCCGUUUUUUCUAAUUUUUCAAUGUUGUGCACAUUGUACUACCGCGUCCGCGUCGGUAACCCCACCAGAUAAUUGCUACACGAUACACGCACUACUUUCACUUCAUUAUCAUUUCAGAACACUUCUCCCCACUAGGAUCCCCGAGGAAGAUGCCGCCCAACAGGGGUGGAGGCGCCGGAGCGUCCAAGAUUGACCGGAAACUCGGGCAGAAACGGUUGCUGAAGGAGUAUAAGAUGAUGCAAGACAUGGUGAAAACAAAGGAAGACAUGAACGGAAUUUUCGCAGAGCCCAGCCCUGACAACAUGUUCACGUGGUACUUUUUGUUCGAACCGGAACAGACGCCGUUUUCCCGCGGGCAGUACUUCGGGAAGGUGGUGCUCCCGGAGGAGUACCCCUUCAAGCCUCCGGAACUCUACAUGAUCACGCCGAACGGACGCUUUCGGGUGAACACAAAAAUCUGCACCAGCAUGAGCUCCUUCCACCCGGAGAGCUGGGACUCAUGUAUCGUUUAGCUUGCUCGCAUCUUCCUCCUCAGCGACUGAUGAAUUAGAAUUUUUGUGGUCCAUUUUUCUGUAUGCUAAUGCUGCACUAGCACGUGCUCAUCGAUCCUUACACUCGAUCUCUUAAUUGCUCUGAUGUAAUAAUCAUGCGCCAGUGGGUCCUCUUUUACAACCAGUGUGCAUGUUUGUGAAGUUGAAACGAAAUAUAAGAGGAUCAGCACAAUACACACAGAAACUUGUGCGACAGAACCGUGAAGAUGAUAUCGUAUCCAUUUUCGUAUCACUUUCAACAGCUUGGACGGUGCGCACGGUGCUGCUCGGUCUUCUGUCGUUUUUGUAUGAGCAGGGCAACGCGUUGGGUUGCAUGGAGAGCACAUCCAGCGAGAAGCUGCGACUCGCGGAGUCAUCCUGGGCUUUCAACAAAAAGAACAGGGUAGCCGCGGAACUCUUCGGGAGCCGGCUCCACGAAACAAACCCGAAAGGGCCGCCUCCGGAGGCGAUUCCGGACAAGGACGAGGAGCCUGAAGUCUUCAAGUCCAGCACAAACUUUCUCAGAGACGGCUUGCUUGCAGCGUUCAACAGGGCGGGCGGAGCAAGAGUCGCUGCUGCCCUCGGUCGGAGCGAGCAGAAAGCAGACGGUGCUGGUGGUCAAGAGCUUUCACCAGACGUUCAGCAGCUCUUAGCGGAACGAGAGCGGAGAGCUGCAGCCCUUGCAGGUGCUCCUGUGAAAAACAACGAUGGAACGCAGCAGAAAGGCCCACAAGGACAAAGAGCAACCCUGAGAAGAGUCGAUAAAGAGGCGCUAGCACCCGGUGUGGAUACUACGGCAUUGCGCUUACGUAAUAAACCUGCAGGGCACAGCACCAACGGAGCAGAAGCCUCUGGGUACUCCGAGAAGGAGGACAGCAACGAAAAGUCCUCAUCCUCGUCAACCUCGGCUUCUUCCUCAAGCGCUGGCGCAAAUAAAUCCGCCAGCGAAGGAGCCAGCAACAGCAGCAACAAGGGGAAGGCCCGCGGGAAGAUAGACCGAGACGAAGAAGAUGCUGUCAAUGCACCGACGCCCGUCGGACUCGAAGUUCUUUCUCCGUGUGGACCAGGUGGCACAACAAGAAACAAAAAUACGCCGCCUGCUACUCCAGUUCAAACACGAAUUCUUGUUAUGGUGUCAGUGUUGCUGGUUUCAGCAGUGGCCGCGCUGUUCUACUUGAAGUUCACGAGGGCAGCGACCUCCGAUUUUCGCUCGCACUAGCUAGCAGAAAAAGAGAGGUGAAGCUGAACCAAGUGGCUGGCGACGGUUGCUUCUUGAUGAUGUUUGCUGCUGUGUGUAGUAGAAGUCCCGGCUGUACACUCUACACAGUACUGAAAGUGUCGCGACAUAACAAUAAAACCAGCGAAUGAAGAGCUGUACUUGAAAUUGAAGAAGAGCCGCGGCGGGCACGAGCUCGCUGCGGUCUUUCUUUCUGUAUUAGCAAAGCAUGACUAGGAGCAUAUUUGAAUUCAUUGAGAACAUAA
Messenger RNA from Amoebophrya sp. A120, 2273 nucleotides. The record is from the annotation of a GenBank genome assembly. Lineage: Eukaryota; Dinophyceae; Syndiniales; Amoebophryaceae.